ACCGGUUGGCCGCCAGGUAGGCACGUGAUAUCGGAGGCGGUUGUGACGUCACAGCCCCGGCAGUCUCCCUCCCUCGAUGUCCAAGAGUCCCCAUGGAUGACCUGACCCGAGCCCUUUCGGCCAGCUUCGCCGUGUCCAAGGAGCCCAACAGCACCUCCGGGCCGCACCCUCGGCUCUCGCAGUACAAGAGCAAGUACAGAGCGCUGGAGCAGAGCGAGCGGCGCCGGCGCUUCCUUGAGCUGCAGAAAAUUAAAAGGUUAAACUACGUCGACCACGUACGAUGUCUGGCCAACGGCGACUGGACCGGGGUGGACGGCGACGGGGAGCGGGACAUGGAGGAGCAGAAGGACGAAGGGCAGAAGGGGGAACAGGAGCAAGAUGGCACCGCCGAGGAAGAAGGGAUGGAGAUUGAGAGACGAAAGCUGCCGAAGCAUUACGCCAACCAGCUCAUGCUGUCAGAGUGGUUGGUGGACGUCCCUGCGGAGCUGGACUCAGACUGGCUGUUGGUGGUCUGUCCUGUGGGGAAAAGAUCCCUCAUCAUUGCCUCCAAGGGUUCCACUGCGGCGUACACCAAAAGCGGCUACUGCGUCAACCGUUUCCCCUCCCUGCUGCCCGGCGGGAACCGCCACAACUCGGCCAUGGGGAAAGAUUACACCAUCCUGGACUGCAUUUACAGCGAGGUCGACAGGACCUUCUUCAUCCUGGACAUCAUGUGCUGGCGAGGCCACCCGGUUUACGACUGCCCGACCGAUUUCCGUUUCUACUGGCUCCAGACCAAAAUGCAGGAGACCGACGGCUUGGCGGAGAUCGCCAAACGCAACCCUUUCCGCUUCGUCAGCCUCCAGAGCACCAAGUGCACGCCGACGUCCAUCUACAAAGCCUUGGCAGCCGAGUACAGCUUCAACGUGGACGGUCUUCUGUUCUACCACCGGCAGACCCACUACACGCCCGGCAGCACUCCGCUGGUGGGCUGGCUGCGCCCCUACAUGGUCGCCGACAUCCUGGGCGUGGAGGUGCCCCCCGGACCCCUCACCGCCAAGCCCGAGUACGCCGGCUACCAGCUGCAGCAGAUCCUGAAGGAGAAGAAGACCUCCGGCGAGGUGCGGCCCGCCGGGAGGGGCGGCAGCUACGAGCUGGAGCACCUGUCCACGCCCACCCAGGACAAUGACCGCAACCACAGAGCCAUCCAGGAAGCGCAGAUGGAGAGCUGAUGCGAUUACUGGCUCAUCAGUCACUCGGCAGGACGUCGCCCGUUUUUAUUUACAACUUCCUCCGACAAAUCACGGAUGACCUCCGAUUGUUCGUCUCGUCCAGAAGUGUUCUAUUUGUCUUUGUCGUACCAGUAAGGUUGGGAAAUCUCUCGUAAAUUUCCAUGAAAACUUCUGGAAAUAUCUUAACAUAUAGCUUAGUCAUGACACAACCAUGCAAGAUAUUACAGUUUAAAAAAAAAACAUGACAUUUCAAUUUUUUUUUCAGUGCAAGUUUGGAGUAUUACUGAAGUUAUUUUAUUGAAGGACAUGGAUGUUGAGUCAUAUUUCUCACCCUCCUGAGUCAAGCCAUUUAAAAAAAAAAAAAAAAAAGAAUACAAAUGUACCACUCGAUUCAAAAAUAUUAAUAACCUCCCAUUGUAGAGGCCCUCUGCCUGGACCAAAAAGUAGCAUAAAUGAUGAUAAUUUUAAAGCAUCUUCCUUCAAUCAAAUUAUUAUCCUUUUCUAUUUUUUUAUGCACCAGCCUCUUCAUUUUCAACAGUAAUUAAAUCUGGUUGUUUAUUCGGGAUUAUGCUAAUAUGUUUUCUUAGUAUGCCAGGCUCCAGUUUUGUAAAUUCAUGAUUAAUACCUGUGAAAAAUGUCCCACUUUAUAAAUCACAGAAUUUUGCAACCCUAGUUACAAUAUUUCAAUCAUAUGCAGGUAGUUUUUGAAAAACCACUGUUUGUAGUUUCCGAUGCAUCUCAAUUCAUCUGUUUACAACUUGUUUUUUUUUUUUUAUUUUAAUGUUUUUUACUUUACAAAAUAAAUCUUUUAUGGCUUAGUUGUCACUGUGCUUGCUGUUUU
This is a messenger RNA of Syngnathoides biaculeatus (alligator pipefish), 2052 nucleotides long. It is a transcript of the gene snupn, whose product is annotated as snurportin 1. The transcript has 9 exons. Gene Ontology annotation, biological process: protein import into nucleus; snRNA import into nucleus. The coding region runs from base 93 to 1211 and encodes 372 amino acids. NCBI's taxonomy places the organism in Eukaryota, Metazoa, Chordata, Actinopteri, Syngnathiformes, Syngnathidae. Gene Ontology annotation, molecular function: protein binding; nuclear import signal receptor activity. The record is from RefSeq and is a predicted model, not a curated record. Gene Ontology annotation, cellular component: cytoplasm; nucleus.